Eutrema salsugineum is the source of this 870-nucleotide messenger RNA. RefSeq lists its product as uncharacterized. The transcript has 2 exons. The record is from RefSeq and is a predicted model, not a curated record. The coding region runs from base 144 to 737 and encodes 197 amino acids. NCBI's taxonomy places the organism in Eukaryota, Viridiplantae, Streptophyta, Magnoliopsida, Brassicales, Brassicaceae.
GGUUGGAACCACAAAUACAUCAUCUGACGUGGCAGUUUCUCUGUCUCCAGAGUUUCGAGAUAGUGUGUGCGAACGGCAAAACAAGCACACGAAGACAUCUCCAAAGGAAAUAUCUCAUCGCUUUACGAAUCGAUAUUCCUCCAAUGGCUGUCAACGCUCCGAUAUCGUCUCCGGCGGCUCACCCGCGAACACAGUUUCUCUCCAAUCCCGUUCUCCCCCGCUUUCGCCCGUCGUUCUCCGCCGUGAAAUCACCAGCAGCUUUCUCCGUCGUUUCUAUGGCUCCCCAAAAGAAGGUGAACAAAUAUGAUGCAAAGUGGAAGAAACAAUGGUACGGAGCCGGAUUAUUCUUCGAAGGGAGCGAAGAUGUAAACGUUGACGUUUUCAAGAAGCUGGAGAAACGAAAAGUGCUAAGCAAGGUUGAGAAAUCUGGUCUGCUCUCAAAAGCAGAAGGCUUGGGACUUACAUUGUCAUCUCUUGAGAAGCUUGGUGUCUUCUCCAAAGCAGAGGAGCUUGGUCUUCUCAGUCUCCUUGAAACGCUAGCCGGUACAUCGCCUUCGGUCUUAGCCUCGGCUGCACUCCCGGUUCUGACGGCAGCAAUUGUAGCCGUGGUGCUGAUUCCCGAUGACUCAACUACUCUGGUCGUUGUUCAAGCGGUUUUGGCCGGUGCUCUUUCUCUUGGUGGAGUCGUUUUGUUAGUUGGAUCUGUUGUUUUGGAUGGACUUCAAGAAGCUGACUAACUCUUUUUCUUUCUCUUUGUAAACCAAACACAAAUAAACCUCUUGUCCAAUUGAUUUAUGUCAGUUUUGCUGAAAUCAUAACUGUACUAUGGUCAGACCAAGUCAGAAAGAAGCUUUAUAACAAUUAAACAAA